Messenger RNA from Triticum aestivum (bread wheat), 1504 nucleotides. RefSeq names its product serine/arginine repetitive matrix protein 1. NCBI's taxonomy places the organism in Eukaryota, Viridiplantae, Streptophyta, Magnoliopsida, Poales, Poaceae. The record is from RefSeq and is a predicted model, not a curated record. Bases 1 to 1407 code for a protein of 468 amino acids. The transcript is spliced from 5 exons.
AUGGAUCGAGGCGCUACCUCCAGCCCGCAGCCGCCGGAGCUGCUCUGUUCCUUGCCCGAACCAGCAGGCGUCCUCGUCGCCCCUACUCCCUUCCCUUCCUCUUCUUCGCUGAAGCUCUCCCUGACCACCCCCUCGUCGUGUUUCUCUCACAGGGAACCAUGGAGCCGCCGCUUGGAGCUCCAUGACCGCACCUCCCUGCCGCGACGAGUCCCCGUCGUCCCGAGGCCACCUGUCGUUGUCCGGCUGGCAACAAGCAGCAGCUUGCUGGAGCGCGAGCCCUGCCGGCUGUGCCACCACCCUGCUUCGCUCGUCGCCGCCUUUGCAAGAUCCGGCCAGGCCCUGCGUUCCCGGCCUCCUCCCAGCCAAGUUCGCCGCAGCCGCUCCCCAAGCUCCUCCAGGCCGCCGCGCAAGUCCGGCCGCCUCCUCCUCUGCUUCUGCUUCGAGCAGGAGGUCGACACACCGCCGAGCCACGACCGCGCGUCGCCUGCGGGAGCUGUCCCAUCAAUCCUCCCCACCGCCGCCACUCCACCAAAUCCCCCUCGGGAUCUCCCCUGCCUGUUCGCCCCAACCCAGCGCCUCCACUCAUCAGCUCCCGCAGGUCCGGCGAGCCCUGCCGAGCUCCCCGCCGCCGGAUCGGGCCGCCUCCGCCCGGUUCCCCUCGCGCCGUCGCCCCGCGUGCCCUGCCCCGCCAAGCCGCGCCAUCCUCCUGCCGGCGCCCGCCUGGGAAGAACGCAGCGUCGCCCCGCUCGCCUUCGUCGUGUGCCUGCGCCCGAGCCUCCCGUCGAGCUCCACUGUCUCCGUGCCCGCAAGUCGCCGCCGUCCCGGCUGCCUCGUCAACCCCAUCGUUCAAAACGGGCACCACCAGGAGCUUCUUCCAGCCUCGCGCGCCCGAGCCCCGAGCUCCUCUGGUCGCGCACGAGCUCCGUGACCCCCAACGGCCACUUCGUCAGCCUCGUCGCCGCCGUUGACUCGCAGGCAGCACCUUGCCUCCUCCUCCCGUCCUCUUCUUCGGCCUCCUCUCUCUCUAAUCCCUCUCUCUCCCAGAUACUCCGUCGCCAUGGAUGCCCGCCGCUGCAUCGUCUCUGCAUCGAACGCCGCUCGACCCCGCGUUGGCCCGUCGACCGCGCCCUCGUCCCUGUAUCCGGCUCCUUCGUCCGCCCUCGCCGGAGAGCGCGCCAAGUCCUCCGCCGUCGCCAAGUUCUGCUGCCCCUGCUUCCAUCUCCGUCGCCGCCGGCUGCAUCGAGCAGCAACGAGCAGAGGAUGAGGUGCCGCUGCCCUGUGCCUCACGUUGACCGCGCCCUGCCUUCCCACGCCUGGGCAGCGCGCCUCCAGAUCAGGCCCAGGCCCAGCUCCAGCGCCAAGUUCCAGCGCUCCCUGCCCGGCCUCCUCCUCACCGACUGGGCUUAGCCCAUGCUUCGGUUUCGUUCCGGAGUUGUGAGGAUUCGUUCGACUCCGUCCGCUUGUCUUCUUCAUGGACUCGUUCUUCUUCCUAGCGGGAUUUCAG